CCUUCAACCUUGGCCAGUCGCCUGGUGGAGGCCAUUUGCACCCUGCUCUGCAAGCUCCACCCGGCGGCUAAGCAGGUCGGCGGGGUCCACAGGCCCCGGCUCAGCCCCGAGGCUCAUGGCUCGGACGGACAUCCAGCUCUUUGAGCUGAACCACAGGACCCUGACCCAGUGGUUCUCUCGCAAGCAGAGGGGGUUGGUCUCGGCUGUGCUGCAGCAGGGAGCUGCCGUCAUCCCUGCAGGUGUCGCAGCUGAGCCCCUCCUUCCCGUCAAAGGGCUGUCCUUUGUUCAGGUGGGACAAGGACAGCCUUUCCAGUAUGACGUGCCGGAUGAGAAGCCAGGACCCUCAUCCGGCGGCCUUCCUCCUGCUCCUCCUCCUCCGCCAGAUGGGGAGCAGCCAGGGCCUUCUGCUCCUCCAGACGAGGAAAGACCUGGACCCUCGUCCAGCGGCCUUCCUCCACUGCCCCUGGGUGUCUUCCCUGGUCCUGCCGGUCCACCUCCUCAACUUCCCAGAGAAUGUAGGACCACUGUCUGGAGGAAGAGGAAGGCGGCCGAGGCAGCGGCUGCUGCAGGUCAGGUGUUGCCACCCAAAAAUCCCCGUCAGCAGUACACCUGCUCCAAGUGUGGCCAGCCCAAAAAAUUAGAAAGUGGCCACAAUCGGCUCUACGGUGUAGCCUACUCUGCUGCUGUCGGGGGCAAUACUGUGGAGAAGUGGAGGGAGGAGGCUGCAGGACACGUGGCACGGGCUCGGGGGCGCCGGCUGCAGGACACAUGGAGCUGGGCACUGGGGCGCCGGCCCAACCCGUGCCAGAACCGCUCCCUCAAGAGCCGGAUCCCAGACGGCCCUCAGAACACCAAAGGGAGGGUGGAAGAGGAACACGGGAUGGGAGGAAGGGGGCCUUAG
Molecule: messenger RNA, 901 nt
Organism: Gasterosteus aculeatus aculeatus (three-spined stickleback)
Lineage: Eukaryota; Metazoa; Chordata; Actinopteri; Perciformes; Gasterosteidae
Source: RefSeq, a predicted model, not a curated record